Fukomys damarensis (Damara mole-rat) is the source of this 2623-nucleotide messenger RNA. RefSeq names its product poly(ADP-ribose) polymerase family member 12 (gene Parp12). The transcript is spliced from 12 exons. Gene Ontology annotation, molecular function: metal ion binding; NAD+ poly-ADP-ribosyltransferase activity. The annotation marks the transcript as partial. The record is from RefSeq and is a predicted model, not a curated record. NCBI's taxonomy places the organism in Eukaryota, Metazoa, Chordata, Mammalia, Rodentia, Bathyergidae.
CUAGCCGUGUCGCCGCUUCGCCUGUGCCGCGCACAUCUGGGACCCAAGCCGGGCUGCGCGGGACUGUGUGCGCAGCUGCAUCUCUGCAAGUUCAUGAUCUACGGCGCCUGCAAGUUCCUGCGGACCGGGAAGAAUUGUAGGAACAGUCACAGCUUGACGACUGAUCACAACCUGAGUGUGCUGAGAACUCAUGGUGUUGACCACCUCACCUAUAGUGAGCUGUGCCAGCUCUUGUUUCAGAAUGACCCCAUGCUUUUGCCAGAAGUCUGCUUACAUUACAACAAAGGAGAUGGGCCGUUUGGUGGUUGUUCCUUUCAGAAGCAGUGCAUCAAACUCCACAUCUGCCAGUACUACUUACAGGGGGAGUGUAAGUUUGGUACCGGCUGUAAGAGAUGCCAUGAUUUCUCCAACUCUGAGAAUCUGGAGAAGUUGGGGAAGUUGGGCAUGAGCUCAGAGCUGAUAAGCAGGCUGCCUUCCAUCUAUAGAAAUGCACACGACAUCAAGAAUAAGAGCUCUACCCCCACCAAAGUGCCCCCUUCUCCUGCAGACCCUCAGGGGAUCUCUGAAAGAAGAGACAGUUUGGGCUCUGUGUCCCCAAACACUCCCAGCCAGGAGGAGAUUGACCAGAUCUGCUUGUACCAUAUCCGGAAAAGUUGCAGCUUUCAAGAUAAAUGCCACAGAGUUCAUUUCCAUUUGCCUUAUCGAUGGCAGUUCCUGGAUGGAAGCAAAUGGAAGGAUUUGGACAAAAUGGAGCUUAUUGAGGAGGCCUACAGCAAUCCAGGAAGAGACAGGAUUGUGUGUGCUGGACCUGGUUGUGGUCUAGCUGAUGUUCUGAACUUUAACUCCAUGAAGUUUGGCACUGCCCAGGCUCGCCGCCUCUCCACAGCCUCCUCGGUCACCAGACCACCCCACUUCAUCCUCACAACUGUCUGGGUUUGGUACUGGAACGACGAGUUUGGUUCUUGGCAGGAAUUUGGGAAACAAGGCACAGUGCACCCUGUGACCACCAUCAGCAGCAGCGAUGUGGAAAAGGCCUACCUGUCUUUCAUCACCCCAGGUGCUGACACCCAGGCAGCCAUCCUGAAGUUCCAGGCUGGAAAGCACAACUACACAUUAGACUUCAAAGCCUUCGUUCAGAAAAACCUCGUCUAUGGCACUGUCAGAAAGGUUUGCCGCAGACCCAAAUACGUGUCUCCCCAGGAUGUGCAGACGAAGCAGGCCUGCAGUGUCAAGUUUCAAGGCCCAAAGAGCAUCCCAGACUAUUGGGACCCCUCUGCCCUGCCGGACCCAGGCUUUACGAAAAUCACUCUCAAUUCUUCCUCGGAAGAGUAUCAGAAAAUCUGGAGCCUCUUCAACCGUACACUGCCUUACUGCUUUGUUCAGAAGAUAGAACGAGUUCAGAACCUGGCCCUGUGGGAAGUCUACCAGUGGCAAAAGGGGCAGAUGCAGAAGCAAAACGAGGGGAAGGAGGUAGACGAGCGGCAGCUGUUCCAUGGCACUGCCUCCACCUUCGUUGACGCCAUCUGCCAGCAGAACUUUGACUGGCGCAUCUGUGGUCUUCAUGGCACCUCCUAUGGCAAAGGGAGCUACUUCGCCCGUGAUGCUGCAUAUUCCCACCACUACAGCAAGUCCGACACCCACCUCCAGAUGAUGUUCCUGGCCCGGGUGCUAGUGGGUGACUUCGUCAGGGGUAACCCAUCGUUGGUCCGCCCCCCUGCCAAGGAAGGGCAGAGCAAUGCCUUCUACGACAGCUGUGUGAACAGUGUGUCCGACCCAAGCAUCUUCGUGGUCUUCGAGAAGCACCAGGCCUACCCUGAGUACCUCAUCCAGUACUCCACCUCCCCCAAGCCACUGGGUGCAUCUUCCACCGCCACUGUCACCGGGAGCUCUGUGCUGGUGGCGGCACUGGGUUCCCUCUUUAGUGGCCGGCGCUGAGCACAGCAGGAGCAGGAAGUGGUGUGGGAUGAUUUAUUUUUAACAAAACUUUUAAUGAACUGCUUCAUGCUGGCUUCUCAGUGAAAUUACGUUCUUAAUCCUUUGUCAGUAACAUUUUCUGCUUUUAGGUAACUUUGGGGCUCAUGUGUGAACUCAUUGUACUGAUGGUAGGUGAGCCUGGCUUGCUUUUAAAUAUGUUAAUGCUGUACUUUUCACUGUUACCUUUGCUGCUUGUCACACCAGGCAGAGUUUUGAGAGGUUGUUUUAUGGAUUCUUCAUUUUAAUGGUUAAGAGUCUCUGUGUCUGCAGUGACUCCAUGUUCAGGGCCUCGUGCCCUUUGUUUAGCGUGGCACAGUGGCUGUGCGGCGAGGCGAGUCCAGCUCUGCGGCUGCUGUGGGCUCUGGCAUUGGCUGACUUAUGUCGCAUUGUCAGAGCAGGGGGCUGCCGUAUGGUACCAUCAAGUCCUUGCUGGUUUUCCCUAAUGCUGGGGGUUGAGGUGGCCAGCAGUCCUGUAGAGGAAGCCGGGCCACCCUGGCAGGAGAUGUGGGUGAGUUCCCUGGGAACCCAGACUUGUGUCCCUGAGCACACCGGACACCUCCGUGUCCUCCUGAGAUUUUGAGUUCCUGUGCUGCGAAUGUCACAUGUGAGUAGGAAAUAAAAAUAUUUAUCCAUAGUGGGCACGACUACA